Messenger RNA from Patiria miniata (bat star), 3390 nucleotides. Its product is annotated as tetratricopeptide repeat protein 39B-like. The record is from RefSeq and is a predicted model, not a curated record. Bases 201 to 2048 code for a protein of 615 amino acids. The transcript has 16 exons. NCBI's taxonomy places the organism in Eukaryota, Metazoa, Echinodermata, Asteroidea, Valvatida, Asterinidae. Gene Ontology annotation, molecular function: protein binding.
CAACAUGUUUAGACGUCUGGGGCAAAAUGCCGGUAGUUUGUUAAAAGUUAGAAAGAUGGUUUACAGGAUGUAGUAGUGCACUUUCCCACAUGCAGUGAUGGAUGCAGCUCAAUGCAGUUAACCGAACUUUGAUGACAUAUCCGUCCAAAUUUUUCUACCUCUUGCAUUUAAAAAAAAUAUAUUUUUGAUACUUCUACGUAAUGGCCGAGUGUGACGGAAGUGAUGACGAAGAUCAGUUCUAUGAUGCCUGUGAGAGGCUUCCCGUCACAGCGGAAGGAAUGGACCUACCCGCGUCCAUCGAAGACACCAAGAUCUCGCUGGACCUCUUCCUCAAUAACAACUUCAAUGAGGCCAGGUCACGUCUCAAGCCGUGGGUUUCCUCUAGUAUGUACCAUGCCCUGGGUUAUGGCACCAUCAGUUACCUCCAGGCUAUCAUGACCUUUGACCCCGAUGACAUCACGGAGGCCAUCAAGUGGGUCAAGAACUCCAUCGAGGUGUCCAACCGGUUCCGUCGCCAUGGCAACAUGAUGGAGUCCAUGUCCAAGAUGGUGCGCAAGCCGAACUACGACAACUACACGGACGCUGAAAUUCACGGUGAGCUGUGCUACGCCGAGUCCAUCCUCGAGAGGGCCCUUAUCACGUUUAUUCAGGACGACAAUCUCAUCAGCUUCAUCAAAGGGGGCCUCAAGAUCCGAAGCGGCUACCAGUCAUACAAGAAUUGCACUCAAAUGCUGCGUCACAGAACGUGGAAGGAUCAAUACUCCAAGAUGCAUUUUGAGAGCGGCGUUCGGUUAGGACACGGAACUUUCAAUUUGAUGAUCUCGAUGCUUCCCAAGAAGGUCAUGAAACUGUUAGAAUUCAUUGGAUUCUCAGGGGAUAGGGACCAUGGUCUUUCUGAGUUAGAUUCAGGCAGCAAGCUGGCCAGCCUCAGAGCUCCACUGUGCGCCUCGGUGCUCAUCUGUUUCCACACAGUGGCAACAUAUACAUUCGGCACGGCGGAUGGCGAUGUUGAACAUUCCAAGGAGGUCUUGGCCCCGUGUCUCAAGAAGUACCCGACGGGGGUCAUAUUCCAGUACUUUGAUGGCCGGAUUGAGGAGAUUACAGGCAACUUAUCAUCAGCCAUCGACAAGUUCACAGAGUGCAUAGCUUCUCAGCAGCAGUGGCGGCAGUUCCAUCACAUCUGCUACUGGGAGCUCAUGUGGUGCCACGCCUUCCACUUAGACUGGCUCAUGGCCUGCAAGUAUGCCGACAAACUCUGCAAGGAGAGCCGCUGGUCAAAGGCCACGUACUACUACCAGCAAGCCUGCUUCAUGUCCAUGUGCCCGGACCAGACUGAACAGACCAAGAAGAAUUUGAAUGCCAUGUUCCGCAAGGUGCCAGACUUCAAGCAGCGGGUGGCGGGCAAGUCCAUCCCGUUUGAGAAGUUCGCUGUUCAGAAGUGCAAGAAGUUUCUGGAGCACGGGAUAAAGAACACCCUCGCUGGCUUGGAAUUGAUUUAUACAUGGAACGGAUUUGUCAUAAUCGGCCAGAAAGAAGAACUGCUGGUUCCCAUUGUUAACAUCAUCGAAGCAACGAUCAAAGACCUUAAUAAAACAAAAGGCACCGAUGUGUGUUACUCUGACGACUACGGCCUUGCCAUGCUGCUCAAGGGUCUGUGCCUGAAAUCGCUGAAGAGACCGUCACAGGCAGAAAUGUGCUUCCAAGAAGUCAUGGAACAAGAGGGUAAGAUCUUGUACAACAACUAUCUGGUCCCCUACGCAACAAUGGAGCUGGGUCUUCUGUACUUGGAACACAGCCGACUGGAGGAAGCCAAGCUAUUCCUCCUACAGUCCAGAAGCAAGAAGAAGUUCAUGUUGGAAAACAAGCUCCAUUUCAAGGUCCACUCGGCCAUCAACAACCUCCGGGCACAGCUGGAAGCCGCGGGCAACAACAACACCACCACGACCCAAGACCUAGACUCCCUCGACGACGAACUGAUGGAGGGGGAGAACGGACAGGAUGGAGCGGUAGCCAUGGCAACAGAGGAUGCAAUCGCGAGUCAGAGCUGAAAACCGUCAUGUGACUGGUUGCUCGAUAUUAACCCAAACGGUUCAAGACUUUUUGCCAAAAAAUGCAUCCCGAGUCUUUUCAAAAUCUCAAAGUGUCCGAUGUCCUAACUCAAAUCUUGAAAAGGUUUCAAUGAAAAUGAUAACCCAUAUGGGUUUGAAUUAAAAGUCAUUUGAUAAAGAAAGGGACGUCUUGCAUUUUUAAGUUAAUGAGAAAUGUUUUCCAAGGAAGAUAAUUUAUAUGUAUAUUGAAAUAUAUCUAAGGCAUGAUUUGCCCAAACAAGGUUGGUGUAAAUUGGAUUUUUUACAAGGUCGAUUGUUAGAAACAAAUUAUGUAUGUGUACAGAAUAUCUUUUCAGUGACAAUGCAGAUAUUUAACUUGAAAUAAUUUUACGCCACAGGUUUGUGGCUUCAGAUUAGUGUCCCAUGAACAAAAACAGUGACAAAAUGGGGAACUGUCAACAUAGGGCUGGAUAGCUCAGUUGGUAGAGCACCGGAACGGCGAUCUGGAGGUUCAAACCCCGCUCCAGUUAUAUUUUUUGUUCAACCAAGUGUUAAUUUAAAAAGAAAGUAGUUAGUUUUGCAAUUGUGGUUUAUUUUAUGAGAAACAAGGGAAUAAAUGUGUGCUUGGCCGGUUUAAACACUAUGUUUAAGACCGUUAGGAGUCUGGGAUGCUGAUAAUUAACUGAGCCAAAGGCUUUUUCGUUAAAAAAAAAUCUAAGUUUUUCGGUCAAAAAGUCAAAACAAGUCAAAAAAUUUAAAUUUCCAAUGAUUUUGUUCAACAAUUUUACCUCAUGUUUUUUUUAAACACCCUUCUAGCUAUAUUGUGGUAUGUCCCUCUCGCGAAGUCGUAAACAACUCCUUAUAUGGAGAUUGUUGCACGCGUACUGCGCGAUGUGGGCCAGAAUGCAGCUGUGCCAGUGUAUUGUGAAUUUAGGACUAUGAAAUACUGACUCACCGGUAGUAUUGCGCAUGCCUACGUGAGGAUUGUGAACAUUCAACCAACAAAAGGGUAAAAGGCACUGAGUUUCAUAGGAGUCCAAAUUUCAUGUGACACUGGAAAAGUGUUAAGAAACCGUCUAAAACUGGCCACAUGACGACCAAUAGGAAUGGGUAAACUGUCUUAGGUAUUUAUGAAUUGUGUUUAAGGAAAUGUUGCCGUGACACGUUUAUUUAGAUAGAGUAGUGUGCGUUUCUUUUAACUUGUUGUCAAACAGUUUUUGAAGUGUUUUCAUUCUUCCUUUUUGUAGACUUUUGUUAAAAACAUUGUUUUAAGCUGUAGUGUGCAAUUUAAUGUGAUUCCAAUUUCAACUUUUUGGGGUGGGUUUUUUGGAUCACAUUUUAG